AUUAUUCCGACUCAAUUAAGUCUUAACGGAAACGAUGCUAUUAUGCUCAACUCUUUUUGGACUCCACCUUGAAAUGUUUACUGAUAUUAUCGACCUUUCAGAUUUACAAUUUUUUGGGCCACAGACGUAGAAUCUUAUGUGGAUUUUUGAUAAAUAAAAUAAUGUUGAUUUAUGAAAACCUUUAAGAAAUUACAAUUGCAUUUCGAAAAAAAAAAAAUAUGAGGCAUUUAACAAAUUUUAUUAUUUCUUUGAUUUCGCUCCUUGGGAAUAAUUAUGGAUAUGAGCAGAACUUAGCCUUGGAAAAGCAUGCUAUCAUGAGCUCACGUGCACACUUUUGGAGUAAGCCGGAACUAGCAAACGAUGGUGACGUCAGCCAGGAUGAAGUGAAGUGUACACAGACUUUGACGAAUGCAACUCAAGCGUGGUGGCAGGUGGAUCUAUCGGGGGCGAGCAUCUUGUAUAUACACAUCACAUAUGCAAAAAAUAGUGCUGACACAAUGGCAGGGUUUUCUUUAUAUAUUUCUGAUGACGACAUUAAUUUCCGUAACGGACACCUUUGUUACAAUCACAGCGACUCUACACUUCCGGAACUGUAUAUGGAGAUAAAUUGCAAAGUUCACGGAAGAUUCCUCACGUUCUAUAAUGAGCGACUUCCGGAUGUUAAAUACCCGGAUGGUUAUUCUGCAACUGCGGUGAUUCAACUGUGUGAAAUCACCGUUACAGGUUGUGAAAGGGGAAAGGGAGGCUUUACGUGCACCCCUUGUUCUCAAAAAUGUCGCGAAGGCAUCUGUCAUAUAAUGACAGCAAAAUGUUUGGAGUGCUAUGACGGUUACUAUGGAAUGGACUGUGAUAAAGCGUGUAGUAACUUCACAUAUGGGUACAACUGUACUGAGCGAUGUGGAAAGUGUGCAAAUGACAUCAUAUGUGACCACAUGAACGGAACAUGCGCAGAAGGAUGUCUUCCCGGCUGGUUAGAGCCAUUUUGUAACUCCUCUUGUCCAACGGGCUUUUAUGGAUACAAGUGCGCGACAUCAUGCAGUGGUGGAUGUAAAACAGCUGGACAAUGUGACCCUAUUGAUGGACGGUGUAUCGGUGGGUGUAUGGCUGGGUGGAAAGGGGACCGAUGCACUGAGAGUACAGACCCAUCCAGCCUUGUCGAAGAGGAUACGAAUACAGCUGCGAUAGCUAUUGGUGUAAUUGUCGGCGUAAUUGUCAUCAUUAUUGCUAUAAUCAUCAUUAUCGUAUUCAUCAGAUUUAUUCAACGGUCAGAUUCACGCAUCAUUGCAAGAGAGAAGAAAUAAGAACGACUAAAUGCUUUUAUAUAAAUUAACAAACAAAAAAAAUACAAAAAGAUUUUAUGAUCGAAUGGUUUAAAU
Messenger RNA from Saccostrea cuccullata (small rock oyster), 1376 nucleotides. Its product is annotated as multiple epidermal growth factor-like domains protein 10. The record is from RefSeq and is a predicted model, not a curated record. Gene Ontology annotation, molecular function: scavenger receptor activity. Bases 219 to 1301 code for a protein of 360 amino acids. Lineage: Eukaryota; Metazoa; Mollusca; Bivalvia; Ostreida; Ostreidae. The transcript is spliced from 8 exons.